GGAUGAUCCAGAUGAUCAUGUAAUAAAACCAGAUGUAGAUCAGCUCCAUAAGCAGAAUAUGAGGUUUAAUUGCCCGAACAGAGUUCUAGUAGCUGUUAUCGACAAAUGUGCUCAAGUAGAUAACAUUCAGACAUGAAGGGAUCUGCAAAGAAAUCAAAGCCCAGUGCUCUUCCCCCAUUGUCAGCUGCUGUGGGUAUGAAAGGAAGUCAGCUUCGCACAGGACGUACUCCACCCUCUGGCAAUACACCAUUUUCCGACAAAGGCAGUUUGCAAACACUGUCUGUGCAGGGUCAUGCGGGGAAAGGUGAAGGGGAUUCUCUACAUGGGACUGUGAAAGGGGGAACCAAUCAGACUUUAGCACCUGUGGCAAGUACCAAAGGGAAACUGUUAACAGGAUCCAUGGCCUCUACCACCAUUCAGCCUACAAGGACUCCACCUACAAGGAGUCCACCUACAAAGACACCACCUGCAAGACUUGACAAAAUACAAAAGAAAACAAAGUCGAAAAUGAGUGGAGGAAAUAAUUUAUCUUCAAAACAAAAAGCCCUGCCCAAUAUCAAGAGUGAAGAACAAAAGUUUGAUGAUCUCAUUGAAGGCUGCCUGGAUGACAUCCCUGCAAGACGUACAACCAUUGUACGCCUUUUUGUCAGCUCAACCUUCUCAGACAUGAGGGCUGAACGUAACACAUUGGUAAAGGUGGCAUACCCCAGGCUCAAGAACUACUGCAGUGAUCUAGGCUUGGAUUUCCAGGUUGUUGACAUGCGUUGGGGUGUGACAGAUGAUGCCACAAAUGAUCAUGGUACAGAAGACCUCUGUCUGACAGAGAUAGCCAAUUGUCAGAGACUUUCUGUUGGACCAAAUUUUGUUAGUCUGUUGGGAAAUCGUUAUGGCUACCGUCCGAUUCCUGUUGAGCUUACUGUGGGUGAAUACGAGAUGUUACAGGGUGAGGCAAGGGAGCUUAACCUAGAGGGACUGGAUAUGCUUUCUCAGUGGUACAGGGUGGACAAUAAUAAAGUCCCUGCAGUUUAUAUCUUACAGCCAAUAAGAACUCACUUGAAGUACUUUGGUGACCAUUCAGACGAUGCAAAACGUAAAGAAGAUUCAGCUAAAUGGUGGGAAACAUUUUCAACAAUUCAACAAAUUGUCAGGAAAUCUGCAAAAAGUCUAAUAGAAAAGGGAUCUCUGACUGAAGAAGAUGCUCAUAAAUACUUCAUGGCAGUGACUGAAAUGGAGAUAGCAAAGGGUAUACAUGGCGUAAAAGAUGUCUCAAGCCAGGCAUUGUGUUAUGUGAGGUCGCUAAAAGACUGGACUGAUGAGGACUUGACAGAGCCAACCAUGCACAGAUACAUGGAAUGCAUACAAGAGAAUGGAAAGUGGAUUGUGGACAGAGAGGUAGAAAAACUAAGGGACAAUGUCUCAAAGAUUAAGCUGCCUGCAAAGCUUGGGAAAGAAAACUACAAGUUGUAUGAUGUCCCAUGGAAGACAGGAGGUAUUGAUGUGAAGCACAAAGAACAUGAUCUCUACAUUGAAGAGUUCUGUAAUGUGUUUAUACAAGACAUUACCCGUCUCAUAGAUGCUGCCAAGUACAAGGUUGAAACUCUCAUUCCUGAAUCGGAAUAUUAUUGUGGUUAUGAUGAGAUCGUCCACCAUUUGAAUUUUGUGAAGGAUAAAACAGAGUCAUUUUGUGGACAGUCUGAUGCUUUGGACAUGGCUAGAAAGUUCAUACUGAAUAACCCCAAGAGGCUUCCACUUGUGAUAUUUGCAGAAUCUGGUGUCGGGAAGACCUCUGUCAUGGCACAAAUUAUGAAAGACAUUCCAAACUGGCUGAAGAAACCAUGCACUCGGGUCAUAAAAUUCCUCGGAACAACACCUGAGAGUACAAACUUGUAUGAUGUCAUCUUUGGAGUCUGUAGCCAAUUGGCUGACACCUAUGAUGUCAUAAUGGAGCCAAUUGGUUAUGAAACCAUAACAAAACUCCUAGGAUAUUUUCCGAGGUUCUUGCGUAAUGUAUCACACAAGACAAAGGAGCAGAUCGUCAUUAUGUUGGAUUCAUUGGAUCAACUCUCACCAAUAGAUGGAGCACAUAGUAUGACAUGGCUUCCCAUUCAGUUGCCAAGUAAUGUUCAUUUGAUAGUGUCAACUUUGCCAAGGGAACAUGGCAUCCUGGAUACUCUUAAGGCCAGAUUAAAGGGAGAUGCAUCACUACUAGAGCUCAAACCCCUCCCCUUGACCACAGGUCAGGAAAUUAUGACCAAAUACUUCAAAAAGAAGAAGAGAACAAUAACAGAGGAGCAGAAGGAGUUAUUAUUCAGCAUGUUUGACAAACAGCCGAGCCCCUUAUUCCUGAAGCUCCUAUUGGACGAGGCAGCUCUAUGGCACUCAUAUACUGAUAUCGACACGAUACCAGUUGUGGAGACUGCCAAGGCUGCUAUAGAUAAGUUGUUCACAAAACUAGAGGAAAAGUUUGGCUCACUUCUGGUCAGUCGAGCCCUUGGUUACAUCACAAUUGGUCUAGAUGGCGUGUCGGAGAUUGAGAUCGAUGACGCUUUAUCUUGCUGUGAUAUUGUCCUUAAUGAUGUUUAUCAGUACCAUAACCCACCUAUAGAGGGCAUUGUUCGCAUUCCGCCAUUGUUGUGGACACGCAUUCAUCAUGACUUGAAGGAAUAUCUCAUUGAGAGGCAGUCUUAUGGUAAAACAACAGUAUUCUGGUACCAUAGGCAGUUCAUUGAGGUUGCCAGAGAGAGAUACACUCAAGGUGAAUCUCUGCAAGUCCUACAUAAAGAUAUGAGCAAGAUCUACAUGAAUGACAAUGGUCUUCAACAAACCAUUACUCUCACCAAACGAAAUCUCACCAUCGAAAAUGCUGAUAGGCAAAUCACUAAUCAGCCAACCAAAGUAGGAAACAAGCGUAAACUCAGGGCACUAGUGUACCAUCUUCUACAAGCUGGAGAUAUCAAAACAUUGAAACAAUGUGCCCUAUUUGAUUUGAGAUUUCUCAUGACCAAAAUGCUAGCAUUUUCAUUGAAAUCCAUCAUUCAAGACUUUGAAGAUGCUUUUCAGGUUGAGGAGGAUAAAGAGAUAAAGGUUGUGUUAGAUUGUUUAAAGAACAGUCAGGGACUUUUGAAAUCAACUAGUCAGUUACCAAUACAGUUGUUAGCCAGGCUGGAUCAUGCCGAUGGUGAAGAUGUGUCAUCAUUACUGGCACAGUCAAAGUCACAUUGCAUGACCAGUCCAAACAUGUACUUGGUCCCUACGCAUCCCUGUCUUAGGGAAAACACUUCUGGUGAGAAGGAUGAAAAGUUGAUGCUUGUUAGUGAGAAUGCAUCAUCCUGUGUAAUCAUGUUAGACAAUGGUCAUGUGAUCACUGCUGGGGAGAGUCAAUCUGUAAAAUUAUGGGAUGUGACAUCUGGAGAGCUUAUCAAGGAAACGUCAGAGAAAUAUAAAAUCGAUUCACUCUACUCAGUCAACACUGACACCUAUCUUAUAGGAUGCGGCGAGACGGACAGCGUGUGUUUCAAAAUUGAUGAUUUUUCCUCAGAUUUAGAGCUACCUCACAAUAUCAUAGCAUGUGCUCCUGGGAGACAUGACAAAACAUACAUUGUCAGCCUCAACGACGAUUCUUGUAUGAACAUCCAUAUUAUCAACUUUAAAGAUAACACUACCUCAAAGUUAUUCAACAUUACAAAACAACAAACUGCUGCGUUGUAUGAAUCAAAGUUCCCAUUCAAAGCAAUGCUAACAGAUGAUGAGCGUUACCUUGUGUUUGUGAGAUACAUACAUGGCAAUGAUGAACUGAAAGCAAUACACAAACAGGCUAAUAUGAAGAGCAUGCAUGUUACCAGUGGCACAAUGAUCAUGCAUGCCCUUAACUUAGCGAGCCCCAAACUUGAGAUAACACCUUGUUAUAGGAACAUGACGAACAUCUUCAUGCUGGGUUCAGUCAUGGAACCCCUCAGGGGUGGAGAAAUCAUGCUCGGGUUUGAUAAAUACACGCUAGUAUGGAAUAUUGUAAAAACCACUGUUGAUCAGAUUGUGAUUAGAGAAGAAAAAGCAAAGUCAGUAAGUGUUGGGAUGUUUCGACAGCCUCGUGAAAUUCAGAAAAAAUGUGAAGCAUGGACGCAAAAUAUAAUGGUGCGGUCGCCUGGAAGGGAUAUAGUUGCUAUAGGGUCUAAUGAAGGCCAUGUUGCGGUGUAUAAUUUGAAAACUGGACAUCUCUUAGACAAUGACAAGUCAAUGAUCUCACACACCAGUAAGAUAACUACUGUAACAAUAUCCAAGACAAAUAAGUUUAUAGCUACAGCUUCGAUAGAUGGCGCUAUAAAAUUGUGGUCUCCUAAAGAUGGCACUAACUGUUGUACAUUCAGUUACAAUGGAUAUGCAGUGAAGAUGAUGUUCACACCAAAUGAAGAGGAUUUGCUCGUUAUGUGUAUUAAUUCUAAGAAACUGAAAACUAUUUGCCACUUUAAAGUGCAUGCUCUUGUUUAAACAUAUGCUUACGGUGAGGGAAGUUGACCAUUACAUAUCAGGGCCAUACCCAGGGGGAGUUCUCAGGGUUUGAACCCCCCACUGGCCAAUAAUUCUUUCAAAACCAUGCAGUCUCUCACCAUU
This is a messenger RNA of Owenia fusiformis, 4608 nucleotides long. The record is from the annotation of a GenBank genome assembly. NCBI's taxonomy places the organism in Eukaryota, Metazoa, Annelida, Polychaeta, Sabellida, Oweniidae.